Messenger RNA from Striga asiatica, 1940 nucleotides. The record is from the annotation of a GenBank genome assembly. Lineage: Eukaryota; Viridiplantae; Streptophyta; Magnoliopsida; Lamiales; Orobanchaceae.
UGUUGUGCACUUGGACCCACAUCUUUAACUUCUUCGAAACCUUUGUGGUUGCAACUCAUUCCCUCUUGCCACUCUGGAAGUAUGAUAUGCUUGUUAUCGAAACUCCAAUUCGUUCCCGAUACCACCUUUUAUCAUGUCUUCUUUGUUCUGAAAAAUGAAUUGGAAAAAAUUGAAACCCAAUUCUUUGACCUCGAGUGAUUGUUGUAUCCUCCGAAUUUGCCCCAUCGUUCUUUUAAUACCGAUCCAGCUCGCCUUUUUUUUUUCCUCUAUAAUCUUGCCGAAUAAACUCCUCUUGCACUCCUCACUAGCUUUUAACAUCGUUCGUUCCUAGAUCAAUGACCGCAUCUUCCUUGGCAGAUAACGUGAAGUUCCGCAAUUUAUUCGCCAUCUCUUCUUCCAUUUCCUUCCGAACCCACAAACCCUACGAACCCUAGUCCUUCAAACCUCCUAUUCCCCCAAACCCGCUUGAAACAAACCCCUAAAAUACACGGAUAGUUGCUGCAAUAUUCUCACGGUGAACAUCCAACUCCGAUAAAAAAUUGUAUCGCUCUCAAUCGAGAGAAUUUGGAAGGAAGGACAUAAUUUUUACAUGGUAUCUAAUCAACAAACGCAUCUUGCAAUUGUUUAUUUUCUGCGUUAGAUACAUACACCUAAAUUCAUACUCCGCAACAUUUACAUCAAUGGCGGCGGCUCGCGACCGAGUUUGUCGACCGUUUUUUCGAGCCGUAAUCUGUUACCCUAUGACGGCACAAACCCGCCGCCGGUUUCACGAUUCUUCAUCUGCAUCAAGUGAUGGCCCUAUGCUCCAGAAGCUUCUGAAAACGCCCAUCUCAAGACUCAAAGCAACGCUCGAAUCUGAGUUCAGCGACGACUCAACCGAGUUCCCUUGGCCAGCUCUAUUGUCUUCUCUCAAUUCAUCUGCUCCACAGAAAGCUAACUUAGUUCUGGAAUGGAAAUUAGAGAAAUUGGUGAAUGGGGACAGGAAAAACCACGAUUGUUAUGCAUAUUUGAUAUAUUUAUGCCAAAAUAUUAGAAAUCUGCCAACGGCAAUGUUUAUAUUCUCUUCAAUGGAGGCUCAGGGAAUUAAGCCUACAUCCUCAAUCUUCAACACCCUAAUAUCCACAAGCAUAUUUUCUGGCAAUUUGCUCACAGCAUUAAGUCUUUUCGAGAUCAUGAAGGGUUCGGAUGACCACGGCCCUAAUUCCGAAACGUAUACUAUUUUUAUUUCGGCAUAUGCGAAUUUGGGAAAUAGAAGUGCAACUGAAGCUUGGUUAGCAGCUAAAAGAGCCUCCGGAUGUGCUACCGAUGUUCAGGAAUACGGUUUCCUUGUACAGUGUUGUGUCAAAUCAAAAGCUUACGAAGAUGCUCAGAGAUAUUUUGAUGAGAUGAUGUCGGCCGGUUUAAUGCCUGAUGAACGAGUUCUACAAAACAUGCUAAUAAUGUACUGUCAGCAAAGAAAUUUUUGUAGGGUUGAGGAGAUGUUGAAGUUUUUAAUCCAUGGUAGUUUUCGAAUUGAUUUAGAUGUUGCCAAAAGGAUUGUUCGUUUUUACUGCGAAUUGGGACUGGUUAAAGAGUUAGAAGAUUUAAUUGUAAUUUUUACUGAGUCGGGUCAAGCUCCAGAUUUCCUUGCAUUGGUUUACUGCUCUGUGAUAAGAUUGUAUGCGGACUUAGAUAGAUUAGAUGAUGUUGAGUUUUCAGUUGGGAGAAUGCUGAAGAGUGGAAUUUCAUUUACUUGCAAAGAGGAUGUUGAGAAGGUAAUUUGUUGUUAUUUCAGGAAGGAAGCUUAUGAUAGGCUGGACUUGUUUCUGGAAUGUAUUAAAGAUUCCUACAAACUGACUCGGCCUAUUUAUGAUUUGUUGUUUGCCGGCUACCGAAGGGCAGGACUGUUGGGAAAAUUGGACAUCCUUUUGAAACAGAUGAAAUUAGCUGGGUUUGCAUAG